UAGUCCGCCGUGUGCCUGUUGCAGUUUCCCAUUUGCAUGUUGCUCAUAACUGCUAACUGGCUACGCGGCAUAUUAUCGGACUCAUCUGACACGAAGCAAGUCUGUCACAUAUUUUUCCCACCAUUCGCGUCUUCGUCGAGUAGGUGCCUGCGGCUGCUGGCGCGACGUGGGUUUUAGCAUAGCUCUGUUAACCGAGCUGCUAACAGGCUAGCGCUCCUCACUGUGCGUUCCUCGCUCGCUAGCGCGCUUCUAGCUAGCAAUCGUUAGCCGGGAUGAAUAUGUUAGGACAGCAUCGUUAACAGUGUAAUAAUGACAUCGUAUUUGUUUAUUUCAGUCGCAGCAUCGGCUUCGAAACUAAAACUUGUGAACUUGUGCCAAUCUCGUUUACUUUGCAAGGCUGCCGUCACUCAGUUUGAGCUAAAAUAACGCCACUUUAAGUGUCAGUCUGCUAACAAUCUGACGAGGCUAGUUUGAGCAAACUUAAAGCUGAUACAGACUGCGAUGUUAGCGGGUCAACUGCUGGAUAUCAGCACCUCAGCGCAGAAUGGAUCUUGCGAGGGGGCGGUCGCCAUCCUGGAUGCAGGGGCACAAUAUGGGAAGGUGAUCGACAGACGAGUGCGAGAGCUGUGUGUCCGCUCAGAGAUUCUCCCUUUAGAGACCCCUGCCUUUGCCCUCAGAGAACAGGGUUACAGAGCCAUCAUUAUUUCAGGAGGUCCAGCCUCUGUUUAUGCAGAAGAUGCUCCCUAUUUCGACCAGGCCAUAUUCACCAUAGGAAAGCCCGUACUUGGCAUCUGCUAUGGGAUGCAGAUGAUGAAUAAAGUUUUCGGUGGCACAGUCCAUAAAAAGAGCGUAAGGGAGGAUGGCGUGUUCAACAUUGUGCUGGACAACACGUGCUCCCUUUUCAGAGGCCUUCAGAAGGAGGAGCUGGUGCUGCUGACCCAUGGUGACAGCGUGGAUAAAGUGGCUGAUGGCUUUAAAGUGGUGGCUCAGUCAGGGAACAUCAUUGCUGGGAUUGCUAAUGAACAGAAGAAGCUGUAUGGGACCCAGUUUCACCCUGAGGUCGACCUAACAGAGCGAGGGAUGGAGAUGCUGCGCAACUUCCUGUUUGAGAUUGCGGGUUGUACAAGUAACUUUACUGUGCACAACCGGCAGCAGGUUUGCAUCAAUGAAAUCAGAGAAAAAGUGGGCACAUCUAAAGUUCUGGUGCUUUUGAGCGGUGGAGUGGACUCCACAGUUUGCACCGCUCUCUUGAACAAAGCUCUGAACCAGGAGCAGGUGAUAGCAGUUCACAUCGACAACGGCUUCAUGAGGAAGAGAGAGAGUCUGAGUGUGGAGGAGGCCCUCACCAAGCUGGGCAUUAAACUCAAAGUGGUAAAUGCGGCUCACACCUUUUACAACGGAACAACAACUCUCCCAAUCUCUGACGAGGACAGAACGCCACGGAAACGCAUCAGUAAAACCUUAAAUAUGACCACCAAUCCAGAAGAGAAAAGGAAGAUUAUUGGAGACACAUUUGUCAAAGUGGCUAAUGAAGUGCUUGGAGAAAUGAACCUCAACCCUGAAGAGGUUUUCUUGGCGCAGGGCACCCUGCGGCCUGAUCUCAUUGAGAGUGCCUCUCAUAUUGCCAGCGGAAAGGCAGAGGUCAUCAAAACACACCACAACGACACCGAGCUCAUCCGCAAACUCAGAGAUGAGGGAAAAGUAAUCGAACCUUUGAAAGAUUUUCAUAAAGAUGAGGUGAGAGCGCUGGGGAGAGAGUUGGGCCUGCCAGAGGAGAUCGUCUCUCGGCAUCCUUUUCCCGGUCCUGGUUUGUCCAUCAGAGUGAUUUGUGCUGAGGAGCCUUAUAUUUGUAAGGACUUUGCUGAAACAAACAACAUCCUCAAAAUUAUCACAGACUUUUCUGCAAGUGUCAAAAAGCCUCAUGCCUUGCUCCAGAGAGUCAAGUCGUGCAUAUCAGAUGAAGAGGAGGAAAAGCUCAUGCAGAUCACCAGCCUUCAUUCACUUAAUGCCUUCCUGCUGCCCAUCAAAACUGUUGGUGUCCAGGGAGACUGUCGGUCUUACAGUUAUGUGUGCGGUGUAAUGAGUAAAGAAUCUCCUCACUGGGAAUCACUGAUGUUCCUGGCCAGACUCAUCCCUCGCAUGUGCCAUACCAUCAACAGAGUUGUGUAUAUUUUUGGGUCCCACGUAAAGGAGCCGCCAACAGACAUUACCCCAACUUUCCUGACCACCGGUGUUCUGAGCACGCUCAGACAGGCGGACUUUGUUGCUCAUUCUAUUCUUAGAGAGUCUGGUUAUUCAGGCAAGAUCAGUCAGAUGCCGGUCAUCCUCACGCCCCUGCAUUUCGACCGAGACCCCCUGCAGAAGCAGCCUUCCUGUCGGCGCUCUGUCGUGGUCCGCACGUUCAUCACCAGCGACUUCAUGACGGGCAUCGCUGCCAUGCCUGGUAACCACAUCCCAGAGGAGGUGGUGCUAAAGAUGGUAAAUGAGAUCAAGAAAAUCCCAGGCAUCUCCAGAGUGAUGUACGACCUGACUUCCAAGCCACCCGGCACCACAGAGUGGGAAUAGAGCCACGUCAUGACUUCAUAUCAUUAGGACACACAUUCACACACAGUGCACAAACAGUCUCCGCAGACACCGGAGGGCCGGUGAGCCGCGCUCUCUCUGUCCUUCCUUCCCCGACCCCACUUUACCUCCUCUUUCUCUUUGACAUUCCCAUGGAAGGCAGACCGUACUGUGACGAAGCCCCUCCGCUCUGCACUCCCCAUCACUCCCACUCUUACCUGGUCUUAAUUUGUUUUGUUUCGUUUUCUUUCUUCAGAAGUAGGGAUCCAGUAGUGUUGGUUAUGGUUAAUAUAUUGUUAUUUUUAAUUCAUGUACAUGUUCUGGCUAUUAUACAAAGGUAAAUCGCUGCUUCCUUUUAUGAGCUUAACCUUUAAAGGCAAGCGGUAAGAAGCUGUGAUGUCGACUCGAUGUUGUGCCUAAAGAGUAAUUGUGGGGUGGAUAAAAUAAAAAUAAGCAAAGCAAACAGUGUUGUCAUGAACGAAAAUGCAGUAGUGGGUUGGGGAUGAAAGUCUUCUGCUGUUGCUUUGUAUUUCUUUCUUGUAGUACAGAAUGUUUUCAGACUAUCCUCUGUUUGUACUCUCUCUCUAUCUCGCCUCCUCCAUACUGUGUUACAACCGAGGUUGUCUGGAAUCAGCAGCCUACAUGACCAAUCAAUUUUUAAGCCCUUUUUCUUUUUGUUGCCAAAAGUAGAAUAUGCUGUGGUGGUGUUGACUAUUGUGGACUCCUCGGAUUGUUUGACUGGAGCUGUUGUGUUGUUUCUGCAUCCUUCCUGGACAGCAGUCCACCCAGCAGUGGCUUCAGAGAGGUGACUCCUGGGAAAGAAGCCAAUACCAUUGGUAACUUUGUUUGUGCCUGUUCUGUAUUUUCAUGUUUUAAGUUUUUUUUUCUUUUCUUUUUCUUUUCUGGUGUGAAAUGAAUGAACUCUGUCCAGAGAGGAGAAUGCUGUUCUCCUCAUGCUGCAGUAUGUGUGCUUUUUUUAUGAAGAAGAUUAUAAAGGCAAAAGGACUAAUAUCAAACCUAUAAGUACAGUAGUAAGAGCUUUUAACCACAUCGUGUCACUUGCUGUUGUUUGACGAUUUGGCUGGUCCUGCAUUGUGCAGAAGCACGUUUUUGCACAUUUUUCACUCAUGAAGCCUCGGUGCUACAUCAGCAUAAACAUCAAGUAGAAACUUUAUCUUAACUGUGUCCCUCUUUAGUGUUGAAGGUUCAUUUGAGGGAGUUGGCUCGAGCUCCUGCCUCAUUUCACGUUGUCGCGCCUUGUAUACAUGGUCACUUUCACAACUGUCGAUGCAUAAUUUCCGGUCUCCCGUCUCGUCAUUUAGACCUCAGUGAAUACAGUGCUCAGGUUUAACUGAGUUUUUAAAAGCGUGUAGUCUCCUGUUAGCGAUAUUUACCCUGGAUGUGAUGCCGCCAUCUGUUUUUGUGCCUCUCAUCCUUCCAUUAACUCAACUCUUUGGUGACCUUAACUGCUGUUUGUGAUUGUCCUUCUGUUUUGCCUUUGUAAGCGUGUUUCUGUUAUACAAGUCCCCAUAAAACAACUAAAGUGGAUUAAAAAAAAAAAUUCCAAUAAGAUUAAGUUAUGCAAUAUUGUCCUUUUUAUUUCCUUCAAGUUUGCUCAGCGAUGUUCAUUUUUCCUUAGUAACGUGCCUCAAACCAAGCCACUGCAUGCAGUUUCAACUAUGACAUUUGUACAAUGGAAAACUGAGCUUUAAUAAAGAUCUCAAUGUUAAAACGUC
Poeciliopsis prolifica (blackstripe livebearer) is the source of this 4298-nucleotide messenger RNA. It is a transcript of the gene gmps, whose product is annotated as guanine monophosphate synthase. The transcript has 16 exons. NCBI's taxonomy places the organism in Eukaryota, Metazoa, Chordata, Actinopteri, Cyprinodontiformes, Poeciliidae. Gene Ontology annotation, biological process: GMP biosynthetic process. Gene Ontology annotation, molecular function: GMP synthase activity; ATP binding; GMP synthase (glutamine-hydrolyzing) activity. Gene Ontology annotation, cellular component: cytosol. The record is from RefSeq and is a predicted model, not a curated record. The coding region runs from base 502 to 2565 and encodes 687 amino acids.